AGAAUUCCGCCGCGCGGGCAGCUUGAGAUGUAGGAACCUGUAAUAUUAAAAUUAUCGUUGUUUCCGCGCCAGGUAAAACCGUAUUCUAGCCGGGCCCCGCGUCGCGAUCGUAGCCCCAGGGACCCGGGCGCCGGGCGCGCCGGCGCGGCGCAGCUCAGAAGCGAACGGUACGGGUUUUUGCUCUCCUCUACUAGCGGUUGCCAACGAAGACACUUGCCGCCCCUCACGGCCUCAGGAGGGCGCCAUCGGGAAGCUUGCGGAGAGCCCGCAAACCCGGCGCGCCGGCGCUGUGUGAGAGCCAGACGCGAGACCCGGGCAGCCUCGCACGAUGGCGGACGAAGUCAUGACGGUGCGCGUCGCCUGCGCCGGGCGCGCGACGGCGCACGUCCGAAUCCCGGAGCAUGCGGACCACGCGGCGCUGAAGGCGGCCGCGGGCGCCGCGCUGGGCGAUCCCUACGACCUGCGCCUCGCCGCGCCGCGAGCCCUCCGGCCCGGCGACGACCCCUGGGCGCCGCUCUGGGAGCGCGAGGACUGGGGCGCCGUGCCGCUGGUACGGCAGCUCGAGGACGACGACGGGUGGCGGGCGGCGCGGACGAGUUUUGCGCGCUUCGCGGACGAGCGGUACGCGCGCGAUGCGCGCGCCGUCCUCGCCACCAUCGAAGCCGGGGUGACGGGCAAGGACGCAUGCGCCGCCGCGGACGCGCUCGACCGGUGCUGGGAGUUCGCGCACUGCGCGCGGAACUUCGGGGUCAUCAAGGCGUCGGCGGCGCUCGCGGAGGCCGUGGCGGCGCGUCUCGCGCAGUUCUGGCGGCGGCGCUGGGAGCACGGCGAGGACCGGGCGCUCGAGCGGUGCUGCGUGGCCGCGUGGAAGUUGGCGGAGGCCGGCGCGGACGCGGCGCUCGUCGACGCCGGCAUACUAGAACCGCUCGGGGAGAUGCUGGCGCACUUCGGCGAAACUCUGGAAGUGACAGACGCGCCGCCGCCGGACGAGGGCCUCUGCCAGGCGUGCCUCGGGUGCCUGCGGGACCUCGCGGGCGUCUCGGUGCUCGCGCGGGCGCUGCUCGGGCGCAACGCGUCUGCGCUGGACGGCCUCGCCGCGCGCUUCGCCGCGCGCGAGGCGCCAUCCGCGGCGCAGCUCCGACUCGCCCAGACGAGCGUCGCCUGCCUCUGGGCGGGCGUCGGCGCGGCGUACGGCGGGGCGGCGGACGACCGCCGCUACUACGCGGAACGCGGCGCGUGCGCGUCGCUCGCUCGGCUCGUCGCCGCGACGACGACGGGGGCGCCGUUCGUCGCCGUCUACGGCGUCGCGUGCGUGUGUAAACUCGCGAGCGAGCGCGACGCGCCCGUCGGUGCGGAAAUCAACCGGUGCGUCGGUGUUUAAGCUCCACGCUAUCGCGCAGAGGCGCGGGGCUACAGCGGAGACGUGGGAUUUCUACGCACAGGCGCACGCGCCCCUCCUCGAGGGCGUCGACGCCGCGCUGGACGCCGCGUCCGCGUUCGGCGCCGCCGUGCUCGUCGCGAGCCCGAUGCUGACCGCGCGGGAGCGCGAGCGGGCGGUGACCUUCGCGGCGCGCGGAGUGCUCGCGCUCGCGACGCUCCACCCGCUCGCGGACCGGCGCGUCGCGCGCGCCGCGGCGGCAUUGUCCUCCGGCGGCGGCGCCGCCGGCGCCAGUGUCGUCGACGCCGCCGGGGCCGUCGAGGCGUGGCUCCACGCGAUCACGCGCGGCGCCGCCGAGGGCCUCCGGGCCGAAGUCGUCGCGGACGCGGCGUGCUGCUGCUUCGAGGCGUUGGGCGCGCUGCUCGCGCGGGGCGGCGCCGGCCGGCACGCCGCGCGCGUCCUCGGCGACGCGCUGGCCGUGCUGCGCGACCGCGAGGCGGAGCGGCGGCCGCACGGCCUCCAGGUGGUGGUGGCGUGCGCCGAGCUUGUCCGCGCGUGCUGCGCCGCGGAGGCGACGGUCGCCGUGGCCAUGGCCACCGACCUCUUCCGGGAGAUCUGCGCGCUGGCCGCCGACGAGACGCCCCGCGGGGCGCCGCGGCCGGCGCGCGCGCGGCUGGCCGCCGCGCUGAUGGCGCUGGCCGGGGCAGCGCCCGUCCGGGAGGAGUCCGCGGCGAGGGCGGCGCUGCGGCGGUUCCGCCAAAAGCGCGCCGCGGCGCGCGCGUUCGCCGGCGACGUGCACAUUCGCGCCCUGCUGGACGAGCUGGCCGGCGGCGCCGACGAGCAGGCGCGCGAGAAGCGGCAGCGCGUCCAGGCGGCGCGGGCCGGGCUGCACCGCGCGCUCGCCGAGGACGCGGGGCGCGCCGCUUCCGACGACGCGGACGACGCGGAGCUGGACGAGGCGGCGCGGCGCGACGGCGCGGCCGGCUGGGACCCGCCGCGGGCGCGCCUGCUGGCCCACGCGCUGUGCGCCGCCCUCGCGGCGGACCCCGCCGGCGCCGGCCCCGAGGCGGCCGUCGCGUCGCGGCUGCUCGUGGCCCUGGCCCGGCUCGCGCGGCGCGUCGACGACGCGGCGGCGCGGGCGCCGAAGGCGGCCGAGCGAGUCGUCGCGGCCCUCGUGGACGGCGUGGACACGCUCGACGCGCUGUGUCGCGCGGUCGUCGCGUCCUGUGUGGAAAUCAAAAUUUUACGGCGCGUUCGUGCUGAAUCGAGCACCCGACGCACUGGUUGAUUUCCACACAGGUCGCGUCGAGCCGAGCCUUGGCCAAGGGCGACGCGCAUCACGCGGAACCGCUGGUGUGCGAGGCGAGCGCCGCCACGCUCGAAGUACUGGCGCGCCACGCGCCGCUGCGGGUCCUGGCGUGCGGGGCCGCGACGCAGGCGUUCGUGUCGCUCGCGGAGCGGUGCGCCCACCCCGGCUUGCGGGCCGCGCGGCGGAGUUUGCUGGAUCUGCUCUGGUUCGGCGUCGCGUGCGCGCCGUCGGUCGCCGAGAAGCACGCGUUGGUCGACGUCCUGCCGCCGACCGGCGCGGCCAUGGCCGCGCUGGAGCGGCUCGCGCUCGGCGACGAGGAGGCGGAGGCCGACGACGCGCUGAAGACGCAGGCCGCAAAUCUCUUGUACUGGCUCGCGUACACGUCCCGUAGACAUCUCGCGGCCUGCCCCGGCGUCGGAGGGAAGCGCUCGCGCGCCCCGUCCGGCCUGGUCGAGCUCUGCGCGCGGGCCCUGGUCGCGGGCCGGGACGCCGCGGCUCCCGUCGCGCUGCACGUGCUCGCGAAGGCGACGGCCGCGGACCCGCGGGGCGCGCGCUUGGUCGCGGACCGGCGCGCGGCCUGCGCGGAACGAUGCGGGCCGUUACUGGCCGCGAUGCUGCUGGGGCGGCGGGGCGAACACUUGCGGGGCCCCGCCGCGGACGUGCUCCUCAACGUCUCGGCCGAACGGCGCGCGUGCCGCCGCGUCGCGCAUUGCGCGCUGGACCCGCUCCUGGCGCUGGCCGAGGAUCCGGAGGUCGACCCCGAGUGCGCGAGUCAUACGGACGUGCUGCUGGCAAACCUCGGCCGGGACGCGGAGACGCGCAACCUGAUCCACGUGCGGCGCUUGCAGCUCGACAACGCGCGCGCGGACCGCGUCGGCCGGCGUCCCUCGGCGUCGGCUCCGAAGGCAGUCAAGGCGGGGACCGUGUCGGCGUCCCUCGCGUCGGUGCCGUUCGCGAAGCGCGUCGCCUCCGAUCCGACGUCACUCGUCGGGAGCGCGCCGCUCCUCGUCGGGCCGGAUGCGGACGCGCCGCGCGACCACGCUGCGCGCGACGCACCGAGGACGCUGCGCGGGCGCCUCCGCGACGAAUGCGUCGGUCGGCAUCUCGCCGCGGCGCGGUCGCCGGACGCGGCGCUCGCCAGACCGCCCGACGACGCGCGCGCCGUGCCGGCGCUCGCCGCGGGGACGGACGCGUCGAGCGCGGCGCGGCACGCGCCGCGGCGCGCGGGCUUCGCGGAGGGCCGCGCGGACCCCACGACGUGGUCGCCCCGGACGGAGCGCCUCGGCCGCGGGACGGUCGGCGAGAAGAGCGUCGUCCUCGCGCCCACGUGCGGCGCGCAGCUCUCGUUCUCGUUCCCGAGCGCGGCGCGCGCGCCGGCGCACCACAAGCCGGCGUCGCGCCUCUUCGCGUUCAAGUCCGUGCGGGGCGCGAAGAUGCGCGACAUGUUCCCGACCUUCGAAUUCCCCUCGUCGCGCGGCCGCGGCGGCGGCGACGAUGAAUACGACGACGCCGCGUCGGACUGGCACCUGUGCCACGAGGACCGCUACCGACCUCCGAUCGUCGACCCGGGACCCUGGCCCGCGGUCACCAAGGCGCCGCGCUGGGCGCCGGACAGGAGCCCCGAGUCGCUUUUGGGCACGCUCGGCGCGCCCGAGCCGCCGACCCUCGACUGGGACGCCCGGCUGACGGACUGCGUGGCGGCGCCGACGUGCCAACAACACUACCUGCCGUCGUUUACCUCCAGGGAGGUGGACUACGACCGGGCCCGGAGGAGCUGGGGCGAGCUCGACGACUUUGCGCUCCUGAUCCGCGCGACGCUCGUGGCGAAGCCCAAGCCGAAGGCCGCGUCGCCGGUGGCGAAGGUCGCCAAGUCGGCGUGGAAGCUGGAGACGUCAAUCUUCGCCCCCCGGAGGCGGGAGGCCGACUGCCGCGGCUUCUGGCACUCGAACAAGUUCAUGAAGCGGCUGCUGAGCGGGGACUGGACGCGCCUGUCCGCGCUGCCGCGGUUCGAAAACCUGAUGAAGCGUUUCGGCGGCGGCGCCGCGGAACGAGCCCUACUGGGGGGCCUCGAGAAGAUGUACCGGAAGCUGCUGAGCGCGUUCGACUACUACUGCAUUGUCACCGAGCUCGACCCGAUGGACAUGGCCAUGGGGUCCUGGCUCGAGUUCUGCACGGACCUUAAUCUGCGGGGCGAGGCGCCGGGCCAGGUGUCGGACCAGACGCUCCAGGGCAUCUUCGUCCAGGUCAACGUGGAAGUGGGCCAGGCCCGGGAGCUCGCGCAGGCGAACGACAACAACUCCCUGAUGCGCCUCGCGGCGCGGAGAUCAAUUGCGCGGCCGCCUUCCAUGGAGCACCUUCGGAUGGCGUCGACGGUCUCCGCUGCCGUAAUUUAGCCAACGCGACCGCGUCGUCGUCGCCGAGAAAUGAGUUUGUGAAGAAUUCGCGGGGGCGCCCGCCCGACUCACUGGUCGAUGUGCGCAGGCGCUUCGAGUUCAUCGAGGCGAUCGUGCGGCUGCUGGGCGCCGCCUACGGCCUGGAGAAGAAGGACCGCCCGGCCGGAGACGACGGCGCGGCGGCCGCCGAACGCGCGGCGGAGGACUUUUCCACGCGGCUGGCCGCGCUGCCGGCGGACGCGCGCGACGACCCCGACGACUAUCGGCGGGAGCGCCUGUACACGGAGGCGUGCUGCGACGCGUUCUCGAGGCACAAGCGGUUCUGGCAGGAGAUCCACCGCAUCAUGAGCGCGAUCGCCAUGGACGCCGGGCGGCCGGCGUUCAACAUGGAUCGGUGGCUGGAGCUCACGGAACUGACCGGUAUGCGCACCUCCGAGACGACGCUGACGGAGGCCGUCAAGGCGUACGUCGUGUCGCGGACGCGCUUUCUCGACGACACGGUGUUCAAGUUCGAGCUGCUCGACUUUGUCUCGUUUCUGGAGGCGAUCGCGCGGUUGGUCGAGAUGACGCCCGUGCCGUCGAAGGCCGCGCUGACCGAGCUCGGCGUCGACCAGGUCUCGGAGUUCUACGAGCGCGUCGCCGCGCUCAAGGAGGCGGUCGACGGCGACGAGGACCGGCGGCGACUCUCGCGGCUGCUCGCCGAGGACGCGGACCAGGCCCUCUCGGAGAAGCUCGAGCUCAUGCUGCCUUACAUGCUGCAGAACCUGACCAUAUCUACGAACGGCGCGUAUCGGACGAAAAACACGCACGCCGGCUGCGCGGAAAUCAAAUCUGAGUUCGAGUGCGCCCCCACGCCAUCGACGCGGACCACUGGUUGAUUUCCACACAGCUCACUACCGGUCAACUUUCUCUCCGUCGACCAGCGGGCGCGGUGGACGCAGCAAACCCUCAUCGCGCGGCCGGCCUUCGCGGCGCCGGCCCUGAAGACCGUCGCCUCGGCCCUCGGGCGCCUCGGCACGCCGAAGGAGGGGGCGCGGCCCGGGUAGUGGUAAUGUGAUUGAUUGGG
Molecule: messenger RNA, 6146 nt
Organism: Pelagomonas calceolata
Lineage: Eukaryota; Pelagophyceae; Pelagomonadales; Pelagomonadaceae
Source: the annotation of a GenBank genome assembly